Molecule: messenger RNA, 1293 nt
Organism: Homalodisca vitripennis (glassy-winged sharpshooter)
Lineage: Eukaryota; Metazoa; Arthropoda; Insecta; Hemiptera; Cicadellidae
Gene: Rae1
Product: protein Rae1
Exons: 9
Coding region: 139-1200 (353 amino acids)
Biological process (GO): transcription-dependent tethering of RNA polymerase II gene DNA at nuclear periphery; RNA export from nucleus
Cellular component (GO): nuclear pore
Molecular function (GO): ubiquitin binding; RNA binding
Source: RefSeq, a predicted model, not a curated record
UUUAAAGGGGUUUGAGUUUGAAUCAUCAGAAUUGGGAUUGAAAAAAACCCAUAAGGCAUCAGUAAGAGUGAGUUGAAGACUGAAGUAUAAGGGAGUGAUUGUUUUGAUUGAACACAGGUUGAAAACAAAAGCCACAACAUGUUUCCAAACCAAGGUCUCUCAACUCCAUCGACGGCUAAUCCAAUGAAAGACUUUGAAGUAACAUCAGCGCCGGAUGAUUCCAUUUCUGCUCUGGCAUUCAGUCCUGCUACCUUAUCACAGAACUUUCUGGUUGCUGGCAGCUGGGAUAAUAAUGUACGUUGCUGGGAAGUGGAACAAACUGGAAAAACAAUUCCCAAGUCGAUGCAGACGAUGCAGGGUCCCAUACUGGAUGUUUGUUGGAGUGAUGAUGGAACCAAAGUUUUGAUGGCUUCAUGUGACAAGAUGGUCAAGUGCUGGGAUCUGGCCAGUAAUCAGACUGUACAAGUAGCAGCCCAUGAUGCACCCGUCAAGACUUGCCACUUUGUCAAGGGCCAAACAUACUCCUGCAUUAUGACAGGAUCAUGGGACAAAACACUCAAGUUUUGGGAUACUCGCAGUCCAAACCCAAUGUUGACAAUCCAGUUACCUGAACGUUGUUACUGUGCAGAUGUGGACUACCCAAUGGCAGUGGUAGGAACUGCUGGGCGAGGCCUUAUUGUCUACCAGUUAGAUGGAACACCUCGUGAGUACAAACGAGUUGAUUCUCCUCUCAAGUACCAGCAUCGUUGUGUCGCCAUCUUUAAAGACAAGAAGAAAGUACCCACAGGUUAUGCUCUGGGCAGUGUGGAGGGACGGGUGGCAAUACAGUAUGUCAACCCAACCAAUCCCAAGGAAAACUUCACCUUUAAAUGUCACAGGUCAAAUGGAGCUCAAGGAGGUUAUCAGGAUAUCUACGCUGUAAACGACAUAGCAUUCCACCCGGUUCAUGGGACUCUAGCCACUGUGGGCUCUGAUGGCACCUUCAGCUUCUGGGACAAAGAUGCUCGAACUAAACUGAAACCCUCUGAAACAAUGGAGCAGGCCAUCACCAAGUGUGCAUUUAAUCACAACGGCCAGAUAUUUGCCUAUUCAGUCAGUUACGACUGGUCUAAGGGUCACGAGUUCUAUAACCCCUCAAAGAAGAAUUACAUUUUCCUGAGAUCAUGCUACGAUGAGCUGAAGCCACGCACAUCAUCGUAAUAAUCUUAUAGUUCAGAUUUUUUGUCAUUGAUAUUUUGAUUUUUUUUUUUUUUUUUUUAUUCCAUUAAUUUGUUAAUAAAUAUAUAAAUAAUA